Messenger RNA from Ambispora leptoticha, 1734 nucleotides. The record is from the annotation of a GenBank genome assembly. Lineage: Eukaryota; Fungi; Glomeromycota; Glomeromycetes; Archaeosporales; Ambisporaceae.
AUGAUUGAUAUUGAUGCUUAUGAUUCUGAGAAAAAUAGGGAAAUAGAAUUUGUAUUAGAUGAACAAGUGCCGUUGGAAAUACGAGGAAUGGAUAAUGAAAAUAUGGUUGACGAGAAUAAUAUAAAUUGGGAAGCUUUUCAAAGGGUGGGUGAUCGAAUCCCAACAGCCACUUGGUAUAUAGUUCUCUGUGAACUUUGUGAAAGAUUCACAUAUUAUGGUGUAUCUGGUCCGUUCCAAAACUAUAUACAAUUCCCAAAACCCAAACACCCGGGAGAACAACCUGGCGCAUUAGGGAAAGGACAACGUAUAGCAACAGCGCUUGCUCUUUUCUUUAGUUUCUUCUGUUACCUUACGCCAAUUCUGGGCGCGAUAAUCGCUGAUAAAUAUCUUGGAAAGUACAGGACAAUAUUAAUUUUCAGUUGUAUUUACAUGAUUGGCUUAUCGGUGUUAACUUUUUCGGCGUUACCAGCUUCAAUUGAUGCCGGAGUCGCAUUACCAGGACUGGUUCUUGCAAUGAUCAUAAUAGGAUUUGGAACAGGAGGGAUAAAAUCGAAUGUUUCGUCGAUGGUAGCAGAACAAUAUCCACAAAAGAAAUCUUAUUUAAAGACAUUGGAGAAAGGGGAGAAAGUUGUGAUAGAUCCGAAACUUACAGUGCAGUCGAUAUUCCAUUGGUUUUAUCUUGCGAUAAAUAUUGGAGCGCUGUCGCCGAUAAUAACAACAAAUGUUGAAAAAUAUCAUUCUUUUUGGUUAGCAUAUUCAAUUCCAUUCAUUGUUUUUGUGAUAGCAAUCUCAAUAUUUUUCCAAGGAAGACAUCAAUAUAUAAAAACGCCUCCAAAAGGAUCGAUCAUUAUCGACGCGACUAAAGCUCUUCGAAUUGCAUUAGCAAAUGGGCGAAACUUGAGCAAAGCUCGCCCUUCAGCCAUGACCCCUCUUGAACGACGACAUCACAAUAUAAAAUAUGAUGACCAAUUCAUCGACGAGUUACAAUCCACCGUAAAAGCAUGCCAGGUGUUUAUAUUCUAUCCAGUUUACUGGGCUGCCUACAACCAACUACAUACCAAUCUAAUUUCGCAGGGUGCAACAAUGCAAACUGGUAUCAUCCCAAACGAUAUUAUGAACAAUAUCGACCCGAUCGUUUUGAUUAUUUUGAUCCCGAUUCUCGAUCGAUGGUUUUAUCCCGCGUUAAGGAAACGGAAAAUUUUGUUCGGUCCGGUGACGAGAAUGUUUAUUGGGUUCAUGUUUUCCACGCUGGCGAUGACUUAUAGUGCAAUAGUUCAGAUGGGUAUCUAUAAUACAGGACCUUGUUAUGAACAAACGCGUUGUAUUGUUGAUGGAAAAAUUAUGCCCAAUAAUAUUAGUAUUUGGUGGCAGACUCCUACUUAUAUCCUCACCGCUAUCUCUGAAGCUUUCGCAUGUGUAUCUGCUCUCGAAUUUGCAUUUCAAAAGGCUCCAGCUUCAAUGAAAUCAAUAGUAACAGCAUUAUACCUCGGAACAACAGGUCUUGGUGCAGCUCUCGGACUCACCAUAGUUCCACUAUCAAAAGACCCGUAUACAAUCUAUAUAUACGUCAUUCUAGCAUUCAUGACUUUUAUUUCUGGGUGUGCGUUGCUGUUUUUCUUUCGACAAUAUAAUCAGGAUGAUUGGGAAAAUGGUAACAAUAGUAUUCCCUUAGUUUCGCGGGAAGUUGGUGGUGGGAAUGUUCUUGACGAUUUGAAUGAUGAAAGGAGUGGCUGA